AUGGACUUAACACGUCGCCAUCAAGACUGUAUCAUUGAUGAAGCCGAUAGGAUGGAGUUGUCGUGGGAAAAUACGUACGUAGACCCGAUUUCCACAUUCAAGGGAACAGGAUCCGACUCCCCAAACAGUUGUGGCGAUGUCGUUGCAGAAGUAACUUCGCGAAGCUCACUCAUAAAUUUUGACGGUUGCUCUUUCGACUCCGCGUCUAUAAAAUCCGGCAAAGAAGAGUGGGUAGAUGAUAAUGGCAGCGAAUUCUCCCCUCAACAGUUGGAGAGGCCACGACGAUCCCUAGCCAACACUCACAUACCGCCGCCAGAUAAUUCUAUUGAUGAUGAUGAGGAGGACUCGGAAGAAGAGGAUCGGGGGUUUUCUGGAGAUGAGAUUGAAGUGUUCCUCCUCGACUUCUCUGGCUACACAUUCGAGGUAGUUACAGGUCGGAACGGCCCUUUAAUCUCGGAUAACGCCGGUCCGAGUCCAUUGGCGACUGGAGAAUCUUCUGUCCAAGCACACGACGACCAAGGUGGCCUACAAGAUGCGACAUUUUCUGCCUCCUUUCGGAUCUUGGAUGCUAAAGUUCAGAGUGGCAAAAGAGGGGAAUUAUGCUGUCAUAAGCAAGCCCAGCCGAAGCUCCGAGCAGAAGAUGAAAACAUCGAGAGCAACGCAGAAAAGAGAGUUCCAAGGGAUGACAAUGGUGGAGGUGAACCAGGAGACUUUGUCAUGGUUGAGGGAGAAGAAGAGGAAACAGAGGAGAUGACAGACUCGUGCUUAAACCUCAUUAGCCAUUUGGACUACGUCAUGUUCCCAACCGCCGAAGUACUCGAAUUCGUCCGCGGAGGAGAAAUGGAAGUUCUAGAAGACACUGACAGUGAAGAAGGCACCUGCAGGCGAUUCCUCUCCCACGAAUAUUCUGACGAAGAUAAUAAGGAGCUCGGAAUGGGAGAGUUGGAGAACCGGGGCCGAAGGUGGUACAGAUUGAGCAAUAUUGAACAGUUGGCCAAAGUCCCUCACUUUGCUAACAAGACGAUGCAAAUCCUGACUCGCAGGAAUGGUGCUCGCAACUGA
Trichoderma virens Gv29-8 is the source of this 1062-nucleotide messenger RNA. RefSeq lists its product as uncharacterized. The record is from RefSeq and is a predicted model, not a curated record. Lineage: Eukaryota; Fungi; Ascomycota; Sordariomycetes; Hypocreales; Hypocreaceae. The coding region runs from base 1 to 1062 and encodes 353 amino acids. The transcript is spliced from 2 exons.